ACAGGUAUCUUUGAAAAAAAAUUGAACGCGAAAGCCAUGGAUGAUUAUUCUUGAUCAAGCUUCGUCAUGCAAUCAACACAUGGAGACGGAACUUCAUUUGCAGGAACUCCAACCGGACUUUUUCACUCUUUUCCUUCUCUUCCCUUCUCCUCCUCCUCACCACCAACCACCAGUGUCUCUUUGCGGCCGUUGCCCCUGUUCUUACUAACGCUUGCUGCUUUGAACCGACUGCCACCUUCUUCCUCUUCCAGAUUUGGAAGAGGAAACACGAAGAGGGGUUCUUCAAGUCUUCCACUUCCUUCCUCUUCCUUCGUGGAAGAGAGGGGCUCCUCUUCCAGAUCCGGGAGAGGAAGUUCCUCUUUUAGAUGAGGAAGAGGUGGCGACCGAUUCAAGGGGAUGGCGACGGGCGGAGAAAGGACUACCAAUGGUGGCGGGGAUUAGACGGCGGCAGUGGUGAGGUAAUCGAAGAAGAGGAAUAGGCAGAGGAGGAAAGAGAAAGAAUGUCAAUCAUCCACAAAUAUAUUAUUAAAUUAAAUAUAUUUUGUCAAGUCACAAUUGAAUGGUCCGUUCAGGAAUCAUUUAAAACUAUUUCUCAAACUUCAUGGACAAAAAAUGUCUAUUUUAAAAUUUCAGGAACCGAAUAGAUACCUACAGGGAUCAAAAUUGUAUUUUACCCAUAAAAAUAUAUACAGUUUAUAAGGUUAAACAAAGGCAUUCAUGAUUAUCCAAAAAAAAAAAGAGAAGAAAUAAUCAGAAGCAAUUUGAAGAUAGGGUGGGAGGCGUGCCUACUACCAUGGUAGAACUUCAAGUAGUUUUGAUGUUUAUUCUCGAGGAAUUCAACUAAUAAAUCGAUUUUGGUGAUUGAUGCUGACACUGGAAAUAAGGUUAAAAACAAGUCACUCUUAUAAAUAUAAAUACAAAAGAGAUUCUUCUCCCUUUUGAAUAUGUGUUGAUCCAUUGGUUUAUAUGGACCAGAUUUGAAACCACAAAGAUAGCUAAUCAUAAGCAAUUUAAACAUAUUCACACAAGGGAAGCAUUAAUGGCACAUUAAAUAAAAUACCAUUUAGAAACAGAAUUGUGAGCCUCUUUUGAAUUUAUGUGUCACUUGAUUUUGGACCUUAUUUUAACCGUUACCAUAAAUGGAUCUAUUGAUUCUCAAAUUUAACAGAAAAAUGUCAUAACUUCCUGAAGUUGCAGUCGUCAAAUUCCUUCUGACAAGGCAUCUUUGUCAUUUCUCCUUUAUUAUUAUUGCUUAACUUCGUCAGAAACCGCGUGGUACAAUAUUUUUAUGCAUUCCUCUAAGAUUAUCUUUCAUUCCUUUAACAUCUCUUGAAUAAGCUUGUUACAAAAGUUGCAUCUAAUAUAAUUAUUGCAAUUUUCAUUUUCUAUGUUCUUACAUGCUUGAUCUUUUUUAGCUCCUUAAUUUAAUGGUUCUUUUAACAUUUCCAACCAUCUCGAUGAUAAAACAUAAGCGUUGGAAGGUUUAGGAAAUUUUUUUUUUAAAAAUAUCGAUGUAAUAAAAGAGGGAAAAAAUAAAGAAAGUGGUAAACUCUUAAUAAAGUUUGUAGCUCUUAUAAGUGAGGUGUCGUUGUUAUAGGAGCACCCUUUGACAGAUUUUACCUAUAUGAGUGUGAGAGUGUAACCGCUCUAUAAGGAUAUAGGGCUUAUCCUAAAAAAAACAUUCACGAAAUAUUGGGAUCAGCCCCAUGCCUUAAAGUGCUAACUAUUAAAACUCAUAUCUAACACCGGAUGAUUACAUGUGAUAAUAAUUAUUUAUUUCCUCUUUAGCAUUAUAUUAGAGUUCAAGUCGGAGACAACUACUAAUACUGAAGUAGAGAUUAUUAUUAGACUAGUAAAGGUUCAAUGCAUAGUCAUACCUUUAUGAUGCAUAAUUGUCCUUCUUUUGGCCGAUUGAUUUUGAUUAUUUUAAAUAUUAAAAUGAUUGGAGGAAUGUUGUAACAUUUAAUAUUUAAUUAUUAAAUAGGAGUUUUCCUUCUGUAUUUAUCGAAGAGUUUAUCAAAUUGGAUUUGCAAACGUAUUUGACGAGAGGUUAAGGAUUACUUUAUUUAAUUUCAUAUUAAGUUACUAGCUACUUCUUAAAUUCCUAUAAAUACCUCUCAUUUCAACAACUAAUACAACCCACACAAGUUUCUCUAUUUUCUUUUUUUAAAGAGCAAUUGCCAAACGAGAGGUGUUCUUUGUUGUGGAGCUUUGAGCUCAACCCUCUAGUUGCAGAGUGGUUUCAGUUGGGUUGUUGUAUUCUAGAGAGGAUAGAUUAGAUUACAUCGGUUGAUAAAGAAAUAUACACCAAAGAAGGCUUGAACCUCAACCUAAUACAUGUUUAUUUCUCAAUAUUUACUUUAACAACUUUCGUGAUUGAUUAAAGUUUUCUAAACUUGAAUACAUAUCCAAAACAACUGUGUAGCGUGAGAUAAGCAAUAAUAGGACAAAACCAAACAGAAAAUUGAUAGAAAGCGCAAGGCAUGGAGUAAUAAACAACGCGAUCAUUAGACAUAGUCGUCGUUGAAGCAAAAGUCCAUACAAUAAUAUAUAAUUUGAUUUGUCAUUUGUUCCAAAUAAUCACCUUUUUUUUUUCAUUUUUGAUUGGAACUUUUUCAUCAUCUCUCUUUAUGAAGUUAUGGAGAGAGAGACAGAGACAGGUCUAGAAAGAAAAAUAAGAAUCGAAAGGGAUGGAAAUUGACAAUGAAAUCGAUUCAAUUUUAAGAACUUUGAAUCGAUUUAGCAAUCUAAUUUCUGAGUUGACAUUCCGCCUGUGUCCAGGGGUGGAUCCACGUAGAUUUUUUUUUGUUUUUUUUGGGUCUGUUAAAAUAAAAUAUAAUUGAAUUGUCUAUUAAAAAAAAGGUCCGAAUCGCCCUCUACGGCUCCUGUUUGAACUUUGAAGAUACCCUAUAUAAGGUAAGCUAAGGUUGGCUUUGGUUGAUGUUUUGAAAACUGCAUGCCAUUUCAUUUUGGUUCCUUGUAAUGGCGGUUGGAGGGCUGAAGAGGGCAUAUGAGGAGGUGAAAGAUGUUAGUGAGAAGCUACAAUCAAAGCUGCAACAUUGUGGAAGCCAGUUCCAGAACUUCGCUACUGGCUAUCUCCUUCUGGGACGCCUGUUUUUCUCUACCGUCUCUCAAAAUUCUUCUUUAAACUGCCACCAUUGGUGCCUCAUUUUGGCUUUAACUCUUCUGUGUGCCUUGGUUUACUUUUUGCUUUUCCUGGACGCUCUCACUCUGCUCUAUCAGACCCAGAUUCAGAUACACAUGAUUCUUAACAAAUUUGAUGAAAUUGGCCACCAAUUAAUUUUGGAAGCCAAAGAUGAUGAUGAUGUUAAUGUGGAGGCUGGAGAACAGUACUGUAGUGAUGAUUAUGGAUUUGAAUUGGGUUUCUACCGGAAGAUGCUCAUGUUUGAUCAUCUUAGAAUUGUUGGGAUGAAAGUUUACAUCUACAUCACUGCCUCGGCUUUGCUUGCUGUUAUGGCUAUUGAAUUAUGUGUUUCCAAGUACUGGUUGUGCAGGGAUCGGGGUGUGGGGGAUUGAACCAUCGUCAACUUUAAGGAUCAUACAUAUAUAAUAAGAAUGUUUACCUAUUUGAACUAUGCUCGGAUUGAUAAGUAGUAUAUUGGGUGUAAAAUAUGAAAGGAGAUUGUUUCUGGCCAGUUAUUAACACAAUUGGAGCCUUUUUUAUUUAUUUACUUUGUAAUCUUUGUUUGGUUCUCGUGUUCACCUCCCCUUUUGUUGUGGGUUAUUCUUAUCUUGUAGUUUCGUUUGUCUUAAUGAA
Molecule: messenger RNA, 3778 nt
Organism: Momordica charantia (bitter melon)
Lineage: Eukaryota; Viridiplantae; Streptophyta; Magnoliopsida; Cucurbitales; Cucurbitaceae
Source: RefSeq, a predicted model, not a curated record